Molecule: messenger RNA, 1080 nt
Organism: Salvelinus sp. IW2-2015
Lineage: Eukaryota; Metazoa; Chordata; Actinopteri; Salmoniformes; Salmonidae
Source: RefSeq, a predicted model, not a curated record
AUGGCCCCGCCCAUAGGAGAGCUUUCUGCAGAUACAGAGGCUGCAGGUCCUGRGGUUAAGCAGGAGAGGUCUGAAGGAGAGGAGGAUCCACGACACAGCAGCGACAUCCAGACUGGAGCGCCCCAUGUAGUCACGAAGGACCCCACCACCACCCCAGCGCAGCCCAGGGACAUCAGUAGAACGCCGAACGCCAUCCUCAAGUCUGAGACAGAGACUUUAACGAGGCUGGGGAGACUGGGCUGUCCUCCUACUCCCCGCUCAGAGUAUUUACUUUACGGUAACCCUAGCCAGAGGACAGUUCUGUCCCAUCGGGACUCAGGUGAUGCGUUACAGACUGRCAAUGAUCCGACCUGUUCAUACGCUACAGAGAUGAUACCUGGUGACGUGCCUGUGGGCUUAGAUACACAGACUAAUCCAAUAAGAGGGGACUGGAACCAGUACAGUAGUAGUGUAUACUCUGAAGGGUKCCUAGAUAAGAAAGGGGAGGGUCUGAUCGUAGAUGAGGUAACUGUGAAAGAGGAGGGCGACGCUCCUCUGAUAUGGAAUGAAGACGAGACUCACUUAAGAGGACAGUCGCAGGGCAACACUAGUGACUUCUUAGACUACAGGGAAAGCUUAGAGCCAAAUCCAAAUAUCGCAACCCACUCCCCUUUACACGCGCUCAGGGAUCGCGAACCAGUGUCCACGUCGAUGGCACCUUCCGAUUCACACGGCCGCAUCCUUUUCGAUCAGGUAUUGAACUCAAACGACAAGGCUAGAGUCCAGGCUUGGGAAGUGGGAGCAACAUCCGGCGKWAGUAAAGAGAAACGGUUCUUCUGCAUGUUCUGUAACAAAGGCUUCAACUGCCCCCAGAAGGUGGAGAUCCACCAGAGGGUCCACAUAGGGGUGAAACCCUUCAGCUGUACCCAGUGUCACAUGCGCUUCUCCCAGGCUUGGAACCUGAAGAUCCACCAGAGGGUCCACACAGGGGAGAAACCCUACAGCUGUAGCCAGUGUCACAUGCGCUUUGCCCAGACUUGCAACCUGAAGAGGCACCAGAGGGAGGAAGAGGAGGUGCUGCUGGUGAAGAAGGAGGGGUGA